Rosa rugosa (rugosa rose) is the source of this 384-nucleotide messenger RNA. RefSeq lists its product as uncharacterized. Bases 1 to 384 code for a protein of 127 amino acids. The transcript has a single exon. The record is from RefSeq and is a predicted model, not a curated record. Gene Ontology annotation, molecular function: RNA-DNA hybrid ribonuclease activity; nucleic acid binding. NCBI's taxonomy places the organism in Eukaryota, Viridiplantae, Streptophyta, Magnoliopsida, Rosales, Rosaceae.
AUGGACACAGGACAAGGAGGCAUUGGGGCAAUUAUCAGAGAUGAAAAUGGUACGUUUUUAGCUGCUAUUGCACGUCCCUUUUCUCUUGUACGUUCUGCUUUGCAUAUGGAGAUUGAGGCUAUGAGAGCGGGACUUCUAUUGGCUAUACAUCAGGGAAUGACUAAUGUUGACAUUGAAACUAAUUGUGCUACUGUUGUUACCGCACUUAAUGGUGAGAUGGAGGAUCUUUCAAAGAUUGGCAGUAUUGUAGAGGAUUGUAAGGCCUAUUUACAGGCUCUAUCGCCUUUUCAUUUACAGUACAUUUACCGUGAAGUAAAUGGUGUAGCCCAUAGAUUGGCGCACCUUGCUAGUUUAUCUGUUUUAGAUGAGUAUUGGUUAGAAUAG